CAGCCCUUAAUUUUCCCUGCGGUGAUGAAAAUCUUCCUUUCCCUCUCGGAAGCUUAGAAGGAGUAAACAUGCCGCCUGUAAAACAGUAUGCGAAAUCCAUAACUGCUGUGGCAGUAGCAAAUGAAAAUGGUCACAUCGUUGUAUUCCUAGGGACCUCGAAUGGCGAAGUCAUUAAGAUUUUUAUGCAAGAUACAGCCAAAGAGUAUACAACUGUUCAGGUUUGGAACAACGAGCCUGUUACAGGUGAUCUUAUCUUUGGUGCCAAAGAAGAACGGUUAUAUGUUAUGUCAACAAACAAGGUAACUUACAUUCAUGUUCAAACAUGUGGAGACUUUAGGAAUUGCCAAUCUUGUGUGACAUCAGGAGACCCUUAUUGUGGUUGGUGUGUAGCAAAAAGAAAGUGUAGCAGGAAGUCUGUAUGUGAAAGAGCCGAGGAGGAAGGCCACUGGUUGUGGAGCCCUAACAAUUCCUGUGUCACUACUGUUACCGCUGAGCCUGAAUUAACGACUGUAUCACAAGGUUACGUUUGCAAAGCUUGAUCCAACCGUAGCAGUUUUAACAGAGACCUGAAACCUCAAUCAAGAUUUGCGAAUAGAUGUAGUCUGAAACUAUGUAUUACUGGCAAUACAUUUACACAAAAAGGAUUCAUCGUCCAGCCCAGAUUGUUGACCAGUCUUACUGCUUGCUUUGUUUUGUACUUCUAUGACGUUAUAAAUAUACUGAACAUUUAAUUUUGUCUGUUAAACCAAACUAUUUUAAGAACAGCAAAAUGAAAUGCAAACAAGUCGCUAUCAUGUUUAUAUAGUCUGCUGCAAGCUACAUUUAAUAUAUAAUUAUUAUCUUAGGAAGUUUUCCAGUUAUUUUUAAUAGAGCAUGAGCUUCACUUUUAUAUGUCUGUAGUUUAUCUGUUUUACGUAUGAAGAAGAUCAAAAAACAGCACUCUGUUCUACUAUGGCUAAACCUUUUAAGUUCAACUCAUUCAUCAAGUGACAAUUUGAAUACUGUAAGAUUGUUAACCCUUCUGACUUUAAGCAGUACUUUGUUCCAAAGUUAUGGGAUCAACACACUGCUAAAUCAGUCUCUAUAUAUUGCAUUAUUUAUAGAUAUAAUAUAUACAAGAGCAUGAUGUCUUGUAUUUCUGAUGCUAACAAUAAAUUCUACACUCAGUACAGAUGUAAUGAUUCAUCCUUCAGAGGCCUGAAAUAAGACAUAAAUUUCCUGCUGAUGCGACAGUAAUUGAUAAUAAACAAGUUCACUUUUCUUAA
Protopterus annectens (West African lungfish) is the source of this 1265-nucleotide messenger RNA. RefSeq names its product plexin-B2-like. NCBI's taxonomy places the organism in Eukaryota, Metazoa, Chordata, Ceratodontiformes, Protopteridae. The record is from RefSeq and is a predicted model, not a curated record. The transcript is spliced from 5 exons. Gene Ontology annotation, cellular component: semaphorin receptor complex. Gene Ontology annotation, molecular function: semaphorin receptor activity; protein binding. Gene Ontology annotation, biological process: regulation of GTPase activity; regulation of cell shape; negative regulation of cell adhesion. Bases 69 to 539 code for a protein of 156 amino acids.